UACACGUGAACUCUCCUGCGCGUCCACGAGAGCGACCCCGACCAAGUUUCUGCGAGGCAGUUUAGAAAAGUUGUGGAGGAAGAAAAAAAAAUCCCGACUUCAGCAACAAGUUCCGAAACUCCGCCGACUCACAGCGAAGUCCUCGAGUCCUCGAGCGGACGGCCGUCAUGGACGACUUGGAUGCGUUGCUGGCAGACCUGGAGUCGACCACGUCCCACAUCUCUAAGCGUCCGGUGUUCUUGUCCGACGAGACCCCCUACUCCAUCCCCACCUGCGGACAUCCGUACCAGGAGGUUUCUGGUCCGCCGCCGGUUCCUCCACCUCCUUCGACGGAGGCUUUUAAUGGUUCCCUGACGGACCGGGCGGACCCUGACCACUCGUCCCAUCAGUCUCUAGGCUCGGCCCAGAAGAGCUCGUGGUCCAGGGACAGCAGCGGUUCUCCGUUGUUCCAGUUCGAGGAGGACCACGUCUACAGUUUCCCAAACAAACAGAAGUCAUCUGACUCCUCUGCAGCUGCGACCUCCGCCCUGGGCUCCAACCUCUCCGAGCUGGACCGGCUGCUCCUGGAACUCAAUGCGGUGCAGCAGAGCUCGCCGUCGUUCCCCACCACAGAGGAGGCGGCCCCGCCCAUACCUUCCUGCAGCGUCACUCACUACGAGAACGGCGGCCCCCCAGAAAUAAUGGUGAGCCCCCCUCCCCAGGAGAAGCCCAGGAGGAACGAGGCGAGGACGAUGGAGAGUCUGCUGGACGAGCUGGAGGGAACGGUGCCGUCACCCAGCCCUUCUUCAGGCCACAGUGAUCUGGACUCAGCGUCUCAACAACAGGCCAGGAUCUCAGCCUCCUGUGCCACCAGAGAACUGGAUGAGCUCAUGGCGUCUUUGUCAGAUUUCAAGCCCAAGUCUGUGGGCUCUCUGCUGGGCCCAGCAGGAGUUUCUACUCAUCCCUCCGUCUCUCCUUCCAUCACCCCUUCAGCCUCACCCUUUCUCCCUCCCACCGCCGCCUGUGCCUCCCCCCUCUUCUCUCUCCCUGCUGGUUUAGAAUUACACAUUAAUGAAGACGGAGGAGGACAGGGCAGCACGUUCGUGUCCCACCUCCACCCUCUCUGCACCCACAGUCCCGUAUCCUCCCUGUCUGCAGCCAGCGACCUGGACCUGGACUCGUCCUUGGACGCCUCCGCCAACAUGUUGUCCUACGAAACCAAGUCCCUGCUGGUGCUAUCUCAUUCGGCAUCGUCCAACUCCAACCUGAUGUCAAACAGUCCCAGUUCCUCCUCCACCACCACCACCCCGUCCCUCACCUCGGUGAACACCGUCCUCGACCGCAAGUUUUCAAAGGGCUCCAGUCCCUCCGUGGAGCGCGUCUCACCCUCAAACACCGUCUGUCUUCCUGAGACCUUUGGCGGGGGGUCCGCUUCAUUCAACGACCUUGAUUUGAACUCCUCCGUCCCUCCUCCGUGGACUAACUUUACUCCUCCUGUCUCAGGUGCGGAGACUCUGUCUGUUUCUCCACCUUCUGGACACAACUCCUCCAAAGGCCCCUCUCUCUCCCCCUCUCCUCCCUCUGCCUCUCCUUUGAAAGUCUCGUCCCCACUGACCUUCACCAGUCCCUCCGCCCUGCAGCAGCCUCCCACGGCGACACCGCCCUCCUUGGACGAGGCCCUGGACAAGCUGCUGGAGAUGAGUCUUUCCCAGAAUCACUCCACGGCGCACGUGCACAAGCAGCAGCUGAAGAUGCGGAGUCAAAGUCCGGGUCAGGGGAAACAGGAAGUGCAGGAGGAACUUAUCCUGCCGAUGGACAGUAACCUGGCACAGCCCUACACCUUCACCAGUGCUACCAACACCAUCACGGACGAGUCCGUGGACGGAGGCACCGACGCGAACGGGGAUCUGGACUGGGCCGACGAGGAGCUGUCCAUGUCUCUCCAUGACGGCCUGGACGGCACCAUGUCUCCUUACACGGAGAGGCCGUACACCGACGGCAGCAUGACCCCGCUGACGGAGGCCAGCUGGAUGGACAUGGAGUCUAUGACCCCGUCUACGUGUCCCGGGACCCCCGACAUGAACCUGGACCUCCCUAUGAUGCACACUCCAAAUGUAGACCAGGUUUCCGCUUCAGGACACAUCAAGUCAGUGAUCAGAAGAACCAAGGAGCUCCCCAACGUUCACCCCAUGUUACGAGACGGCCUCCUGCGCAGGAAGAUGGGCCCCAUCAUUGUCAACAAGAGCACGUCCCAAGACCGCCUGAUAGAGGAGCUCCAGGGGAAGCUGGGCAUCGGCCGCUCGGAGCGGCGGCGCAAACAGUCUGACGACUGGCUGACGGAGGGUGUCAUUGUUACGUCCCGACCCCAUCGCCUCCACCCUGAUGAAGGCCACAGCGAGGUCGAGAAGGUCAAACCCCACCCUCAGAUUUCUGUCCCUUUAAGGAAGGUUCUUCCACCUCCUUCUCCCCCCGCCCCACGCUGCCCCCCUGUAGUAGAGGAACCCAAGCAGCCACCGGUUGUACAGAAACCACUUAUCCCCACACCGCCACCUCUUCCUCCACCCCCCUCCUCUCCACCGCAACGCCCGCACUACCAUGGACCCGUUUCUGCACCACCUUGGCAGGUUGUUAAAGUUCCUCACUCGUCCCCGCCCCCCAUUCAGGAACCACCUGCCCCCAAGGCAAAGUCCCUUCCUCCUGUCCUCAAAACUAAAACAUGGCCUCCACCGGUGGAGCCAGCUGCGCCACCUCCAGCUCCGCCCAAGGUGCUGGUGUCAGUGGGCUGUCAGACAGAGUACGACCCGGUCUUCCCUCCGAUGCAGAUAAUGGCUCAAGGUAAGGUUGGUGUUCCUGGGGGGCCGCCGACACAGGUCAACAAACUGGACAACAUGCUGGGCAGCCUUCAGUCGGACCUGAACAAACUGGGUGUCCAGACGGUGGCCAAAGGAGUGUGCGGCGCCUGCUGUAAGCCCAUCGUAGGACAGGUGGUGACGGCCAUGGGCCGCACGUGGCACCCGGAGCACUUUGUGUGCACGCACUGUCAGGAGGAGAUCGGUUCUAGGAACUUCUUUGAGCGGGACGGAGAACCUUACUGUGAGACAGAUUACCACCAUCUGUUCUCCCCUCGGUGCUACUACUGCAAUGGACCCAUACUGGACAAAGUUGUGACAGCGCUGGACAGGACCUGGCACCCGGAACACUUCUUCUGCGCCCAGUGUGGAUCCUUCUUUGGUUCCGAAGGUUUUCACGAGAAGGACGGAAAGGCCUACUGCCGGAAGGACUACUUCGACAUGUUCGCGCCGAAAUGUGGAGGCUGUGCCAGGGCCAUCCUGGAGAACUACAUCUCAGCGCUGAACUGCCUCUGGCAUCCGGAGUGUUUUGUCUGCAGGGAGUGCUUCACCCCCUUCGUCAAUGGAAGUUUCUUCGAGCACGAUGGCCAGCCCUACUGUGAAAUGCACUACCACGAGCGGCGCGGCUCCCUGUGCUCCGGCUGUCAGAAGCCCAUCACGGGCCGCUGCAUCACAGCCAUGGCCAGGAAGUUCCACCCGGAACACUUCGUCUGCGCCUUCUGCCUGAAGCAGCUGAACAAAGGAACCUUCAAGGAGCAGAACGACAAGCCCUACUGCCACGGCUGCUUCCUCAAGCUCUUCAGUUAGAUCUGCACAAACCCCAGGGGCGGGGGGCGCAGGGUGGUCCUUUUAGUGAAGCCGACACUGGUGUGUAGAAAGGAAAGAGAACGUAGGCGACUGUGAGUGACAUGGUCAGAGAUUUGUCUUCAGGCUGUAGCAGGUUGUUGUUGUUGUUCUUGUUGUUGUUGUUCUUGUUGUUGUCAGUGAGAUGAACAUUGGAUAAAAACAGGCUUAUGGUUCAGUCUGUUUGUUUGUUUCCAAAUCUUUAUAUAUUGUUUGUUUUUUUUUUCCCGUGGGUGAAAUGUGACUGAACACUGUAGGGAUCCACGACCUAACUCUGUCGUUGACGUUGUUGCUCACUGGUUGAGUGUGUCCUGUUGGCUGUGAGAUGGAAGCAGUGACGUGAAGCAGGGAACAUGUUGUUUUAGCCUCACAGUAGAAACAUUUUUACUGUUUGUGAAAACUUAAAAAAAAAAAAAACCUCCGACAUUAUUUUUCUUGUGAAGUCAGCGGACGGGUAAAAAAUUGUUUAGCAACUGAAUUAUUCAGCAACAGUUUGAGACCAGUCGUCAACUUAAAAAAAAAAAAAAAUCAAAGACAGCAAAAGUAAUGGACUGAUGCUAAAAACAAAUUAAGUAAGGUCAUCAGGUCAUUGAUUUUGAAGCUGAAGGCUGAGCUACUGUCUCCUCCGUGACCUUUGACCUUCCUAAAGACAUUUUACAAGGACCGCAAGUUAGAACUUUCUGGUAGGAAAAACACAGCAGGAAACUGUGUUGUCAAUACUUAGAAUAUUUGCAGAACUUUCAGGAGUUUAGCAACUCACAACUCUUUCGCAACUCUUCCCAGAAUUUCAGGAAACCUGACCGGAAGGCUAGAAGGAUUUUUUUUUAACAAUGUCAGGAAAAUAUCCGGAAUCAAGGACAUAUUUGAAAGAAAUGGUCGCAUACGGUGUUUUCUUCUCUGAGCUGCUACUACAUUGGUAUUUACGUACAGACGUGGGCCGGAUGUGUGGAUUAGAGAAGUCGUUUCUAAGUAGUUUCAGGUGUUGAAACAGAACGUGGGAAGAACUUCUUCCACAGAUAGUGGUUCUCUAGUGUCCCUGUAUAGAAAGGAACUCGUAUUCUGAGUUGAGAAAUCCCUGGCUUUGAUUGUGCGCCCGAAGUGGCCCGGGGGCCGGGAGUUUGUCCCGACAGGUUAACGCUGACUGACCUUCUCGUUAACAUGACUGGAGAAACAUGUUGUCCUCACAGGUGAGAACCAUGUGACCUUACUGCCUGGUCCUGACUGGAAAAAAGUUUUAAAUAACCACUCAUUUACACGAAGGGGGCGGAGCUUAGAGGCUGGUGCGGGUAGGGUCUGGAGCCAGUGACUGACGAUGAAGUUCAGGGAACUGUUACAGAGCCUUUAGUCUCCUGUCACUGUUUUACCAAAGUCAAACGUCAACUGUUUUUGUCUGUUCAUAUUUCACGUUGCCUUUUUUUUUCUUUUCAUCGCAGUAAUGACGAACACUGAUCUCCUUCAACUCUGGACUGAUUUACAAAUGAAUAAACUGUUUCGCUAUCAAA
Cynoglossus semilaevis (tongue sole) is the source of this 5173-nucleotide messenger RNA. RefSeq lists its product as uncharacterized. Lineage: Eukaryota; Metazoa; Chordata; Actinopteri; Pleuronectiformes; Cynoglossidae. The record is from RefSeq and is a predicted model, not a curated record. The transcript is spliced from 14 exons. Gene Ontology annotation, biological process: substrate adhesion-dependent cell spreading; transforming growth factor beta receptor signaling pathway; endothelial cell migration. Bases 168 to 3635 code for a protein of 1155 amino acids.